Molecule: messenger RNA, 2617 nt
Organism: Sphaerulina musiva SO2202
Lineage: Eukaryota; Fungi; Ascomycota; Dothideomycetes; Mycosphaerellales; Mycosphaerellaceae
Product: thimet oligopeptidase
Exons: 1
Coding region: 142-2286 (714 amino acids)
Biological process (GO): peptide metabolic process; proteolysis
Cellular component (GO): mitochondrial intermembrane space
Molecular function (GO): metalloendopeptidase activity
Source: RefSeq, a predicted model, not a curated record
CUCCUCCUCUGUUUCCUCGGCUUCGUAGUCAUUGUGGCAGUCUACAACCUCGUCCCGCGCCUCCGACUGUUUGUCGAACAGCUCACCUAUCCCAAGGCGCCUUCCUUCCACUUCACCCGACCCAUUACCACGUCGACCACCAUGGGCAAGCAUUUCAAGGCGCCUCCGCAGGCACCGCCAACCUUCACGCACAACCCAGAUACGGUGAUCCAAGAGACGAAGCGACUGCUGGCUGCCAACAAGGCGUUGCAGGACAGGCUGGUCAAGGAGGUCACGACUGAAACGGCCUCUUUCAAAAAUGUCGAGCUACCGCUGGCUCAGGACGACAACAAGAUGGCAUUGGAGGCUCACAUCAUUGGCUUCUAUCAGGCAGUUUCCACAGACGCUAAGCUCCGAGACGCGUCAAGCGAGGCGGAGAAGCUAAUGGAAGACUUUGGCAUCGAGUCGGCGAUGCGCGAAGACCUCUUCCAGCUGGUGGAUGCUGCGUUCAAGAAGCACAAAGACGAUCAGAGCUUGGACGCUGAGAGCAAGCGACUGCUGGAGAAGGACCACAAAAGCUACAUUCGGAUGGGUCUCGGAAUCCCUGCGGGGCCUGAUCGAGAUCGCUUCAAGGAAAUCAAGAAGAGGUUGUCAGAGCUGUCCAUCACGUUUCAGAAGAACCUCAAUGAGGAGAAGGGAGGGCUUUGGUUGACUCCAGAAGAGCUCGAAGGCGUUCCGGAAGAUGUCACGAGUGGACUGCAAAAGGGCAAAGAAGGGACCCCAAGUGAAGGCAAAUUGUGGCUCACAUUCAAAUACCCCGAUCUCCACCCGGCACUCAAGUAUGGAAAGAACGAGGCUAUGCGACACAAGUUGUUUGUAGCCAACGAGAACAAAUGUCCUGAUAACGUGAAGCUGUUCAAGGAAGCAAUCGUGCUGAGAGAUGAGGCUGCUCGUCUGCUCGGCUACCCAGAUCACGCCACUUUCCGCAUUGAAGAUAAGAUGGCGAAGACGCCGAAGACGGUGGAUGACUUUCUCGGCGAUCUACGUGAGCGCCUCGCAGCUGGUGGCCGCAAAGAGAUUGAAAAAUUGAAGGAGCUCAAAAAACAAGAGGGCGGAGAUGCCGAGCACUACUACCUUUGGGACCAUCGCUUCUACGAUACGCUCAUGCUUGAGCGUGACUAUCAACUCGAUCAGAAUCGCAUCUCUGAGUACUUCCCCAUUCAGACGUCCAUCAGCGGCAUGCUGAACAUUUUCGAGGAGAUAUUCGGUCUUUCGUUUGUCGAAGUUCAAGGCAAACAUCGCAAUCAGAUCUCAGUAACUGGCAAAGGUGAUGACAUUGUCUGGCAUCCAGACGUCCAAGUGUUUUCGGUCUGGGACAAGGAGGAGGAAGGUGGUGAAUUUGUGGGCUAUCUCUACCUGGAUCUGUUCCCUCGUGACGGGAAAUACGGACAUGCUGCAAACUUCAACCUCCAACCUGGCUUUAUACAGGAGAAUGGCACGCGUCGAUACCCUGCAACAGCACUCGUCUGCAACUUCAGCAAACCCACACCAAAGAAGCCUUCGCUCUUGAAGCACGAUGAAGUCGUCACGCUCUUCCACGAGCUUGGACACGGUAUUCACGAUUUGGUAUCGAAGACAAUCUACAGCCGUUUCCACGGCACCUCUACUGUGAGAGACUUUGUCGAAGCGCCGUCACAGAUGCUGGAGAAUUGGUGCUGGACUCCAUCCCAGAUCAAAAGCUUGAGCAAGCAUUGGUCGUAUCUGUCACCGGAAUAUGAGGCAGCGUGGAAGGAGACGGGAAAGGCGAAGCCUGCACAAGCAGAUAUGCCAGAUGAUCUCAUCAAGUCGAUCGUCAGCACUCGGCACGUCAACGAUGCACUAUUCAACCUUCGGCAAUUGCACUUUGGCAUCUUCGACAUGACCGUCCACGAAGCUGCCUCGCAAGAAUGGAUCAAGAAUGUUGACGCUUCUGAAAUUUACAAUAAGCUUCGCAACGAGAUCAGCAAGCUUGAUGGACCCGAGACUCUUGAUCAAGGAUGGGGCUGGGGCCAUGGGCAGGCUACAUUCGGUCACUUGAUCGGCGGCUAUGAUGCCGGAUACUAUGGCUACCUCUCCAGUCAAGUCUACUCUGCAGACAUGUUUUACACCGUCUUCAAGGAAGAUCCUAUGAAUGGCAAGGAGGGCAGACGUUAUAGACAUAUGGUUCUGGAGAAGGGUGGCAGCCAAGACGAGAUGCUCACGUUGGAGCAAUUUUUGGGAAGGCGACCCAACACGGAGGCCUUUUACAAGGAACUGGGGCUGUCAUAGAUGAAAAGUUCAUGGACACGACUUGAGAAUGCGAAAAGGCUCUUGAUGAAUUUUGGGCCCAGCUCGUCUUGAGAGACAAGUGAGCUGGGACUUUUUUGAUGACCUGAAGUGGAAUGAUCCCAUUUCAUCAGAACAUCUUCCGUUCGAAUACAAAACAUGGCGCUCCGGAGGUAAGGAGGCGGAGGCGGAGGUAGGAGGUAGGAGGUACAUGUAGGAGGUAGCAAUGUAGUAGUAGAGAUUUCCCCACCUCCGCGCGCCACCAAAACGGAGAGUGAGGUGUCCUCAUAAUGACAGAGCUCUGAACUUAGCAAGAGGCUAAGGUAACCUAAGG